Messenger RNA from Mollisia scopiformis, 867 nucleotides. RefSeq lists its product as uncharacterized. The transcript is spliced from 3 exons. NCBI's taxonomy places the organism in Eukaryota, Fungi, Ascomycota, Leotiomycetes, Helotiales, Mollisiaceae. The record is from RefSeq and is a predicted model, not a curated record. Bases 1 to 867 code for a protein of 288 amino acids.
AUGCGAUCAUCCAUUCUCCAAGCUCUGAGCCUAGCUCUGUUCUCAACUCGAGCACUUGCGAAUAUCUCCAGUCCAGCAUCUGGAGAUCAAUGGCCCGUGGACUCGAAUCAGAUGGUUACGUGGGAUACCACAGGACUGGACGGCCCAAUCGACAUCCACCUUGUGCCAUCUACUGCUAUUGACGCAACAGUAAUCAUCACGGAGAUUUCAUUGCAGGUAGACAAUACCGGAUCAUUGCAAUGGUCGCCACCUGAGACCGUCGACGUUAUGCAAGCGAAGGUCUUGAUUGUUGAUUCGAAGCAAGUUACUGUUAUUUCAGAUGUUUUCAUCAUUGUGCUUCUAGACACAACUAAGACUACCUCAACGAAGAAGCUUUCCACGUCCACGAAAUUGAUCUCUACCACUUUGGUAAAGCUCACCACUACAUCGUUAAAAGUCACGACAGCCAAAGUAGUAACGAUUAGCUCUACAAUCAUGACCACGAAGCCCCUCACGACCUCAACCAAAGUCCUGACCACACCUGCGAUAAUCCUCACCACUGCACCUACUUCUAAGGCCACCGCACUCGUCGCCUCAACCUCUAAGAUUUCGACGUCAACAAGUAUCAAAGCCCUGACAAGCACCGUCAAGCCCGUGACCACGACUGCCAAAGCUCUCACGACUUCAAUGGUACUGGGCACUGUGAGCAGCAAGGUCACCUCGAAAGUCGCGAACAUCACAAUGAGCACACCGCUUAUUCAAGCAAACGUCACGGCUGCUGCUGCCAAGGCAACAUUCACUGGCGCUGCUUCGCAUAUGGUUGAAGGGAGAGGAUAUGAAGUUUUGGUUGGAGGGGUGUUGAGUGUUCUUGGAUUCAUGGUCUUUUGA